UUCCAUAGCCAAUGAAAUAGUGUCCACACCGGGCACUCAUCGUCAGCUACUUGAGGGUUUAUUGUCAAACGGAGAACCAAUAGCCUGUGCAAGUGCUCUUCGACCGGAGAUGAUCCGCGUUGCUCCCCCGUUGCUCCCAACCCCGCAGGGAACAUCGUCAAAUCCAACCACUCCAAACGGAUCGGAAUCCGCCAAGUCCCCGACCAUAUUGGCCCAGGAUGAUUUACUAUCCGAGGAAUUGAUUUGGCUCAAUCCAACCACAAUUCAGCAUGAGUUUCACUGGAACACAAACAUUGAGGAGGCCAGUCCAACCUCCGAGGUGAGUUAA
Echinostoma caproni is the source of this 328-nucleotide messenger RNA. NCBI's taxonomy places the organism in Eukaryota, Metazoa, Platyhelminthes, Trematoda, Plagiorchiida, Echinostomatidae. The record is from the annotation of a GenBank genome assembly.